UCCCCCGGCGAGUCCCAGGAAGGGGGCCGGGGCAGGGGGGCCGGCAGCAGGGGGAGCGGCGGGCCGGGGGAGGCAGGGGGCACAGGGGCGGCGGCAACAAGAACAGGAGUCAUUUUGUCAACCCUGACCAUAAUUCCCAACACGAGCAGGAGAUAAUGGCAGAGCUGGACCCGGACACAGUGUUUCGAGGCCGCCGCGUGGAGGAGCACGGGGACCACUUCACAAUUUCCAUCAAUGCCUCCAGUCAGGGCGAGGGCAAAUUUGUGAGGGUUGGGUCAGGCAGGAUGAGAAGAGGACCCCAGGACAAUGUUGAGGGCAGUGAGCAGGGAGGAGGAGGCCGGCAGGGACGAGGCAGGGGGCGUGGUGGUAACAAGAGGGAACGAGGCAGAGGGAAGGGCAGGGGACAAGGACGAGGAGGAGGAGGAGGAGGAGGAGGAGGAGGAUCAUAUGGUAACAAGGAGAAUGCAUACAGCUACUCAAGCCAACAGGGAGUGGGAGCAGAGGGGAGCACAGACCCCCACACUGACUCCCCUGCCCCCUCCUCCCUUCCCGUUGACCCCCAGCCCCACAUGGAGAGUGAGUCCCUGGCAGCCCCUCCCCCUGCAUCCCAGCCAGUGCCCGCCACUCUCCCAGACCUCCCCACAGACGACUCCUGGACAGAUGUGACCAGCGGCAAUGACAGCCUGGACACAUCAGGCCUCAGUCAGGAGGGAGGAGUGGCUGCUGGCCCUGUGGAGACAACUGGAAUAGACGGAACAGACAUGAAGGUUCCUGAGGAGAUUGAUGGAGAGAUUCACGAAGAGACUCCCAUAGAGGUUGAGGGAGAGGUUGGCGGAGGAUUGAAGAGUAACCUUGAGGCACUGGAUGAGUGUGGGGAUGCAGAGUCUCUUGAGGAAGGUGAGGUGUACUGUGAGGCAAGCAAUGAGGAGGUGGAGGAAGGGGAGCUGCUUGUAGGAGACUGUGUUGGGAUGAAGGAAGUACCCAGGGCCUCCACUCCCUCCACUCCUGCAGCAGAGGGUGGUGAGGUGAAGCUGGGUGCUGGUGAAGAAGAGAUAGAGGUAAGGAGGGAAGAUAUGGAGGUAGAAACUAAGUCUUUGAAAGAAGAUGGUGAUGUAGAGAAGGGUAGUGAAGAUGGUGGGCAGACAGGGAGUGAAGGAGAGGGGAAGGAGGAAAGCACCUCCCCCAAUCAGGAGACAGUUGUAGGAGAAAAGGAAGUGGUGGAAGGGAAGGAGGAGGAGGAGGAGGAAGAGACAUACCAGGAUUGCAAGAAUGAAGUUGAAACUAGCAAAGAAGAGGCACAAGUAUAUAUGAAUGAAGAAUGCAAAGUGGAGAAGGAGGAGGAGGAGAAAGAGAAAAAGGAGGAGGAGAAGAAAGAGGAGAUGAAGAAGGAGAAGGAGGAGAAGAAGGAGGAGGAGGAGAAGAAGGAGGAGGAGGAGAAGAAGAAGGAGGAGGGGGAGGAGAAGAAGGAAAAGAAGGAGGAGGAGAAGAAGGAGGAGGAGGAAAAGAAGGAGGAGGAGGAGGAGAAGGAGGAGGAGGAGAGCAAAGGCAAGAAUACACAGGAGGAAGAAGACCCUGAGACUAAAAGUAAAAAUGAUGCAGGACAGGAGAGCAUUCAAGGAGAGAUACAAACACCAGAGAAAAGUGACGAAAAGAGCAAAUGAUAACCUGGUAUGCUCCCCCUAUGCUCCCUCAUGCCACACAGGGCGGAUGUACGAGUCUUGCUGCACAGGGGCUUAUAAUCACACCAGCCCCAUGUAGGGAUAUAGGGAGGAGCCACAGGAAUAUGUACUUAGUAGAUGAAAUAUAACCGUUGGUGUAAUAUGAUUCCUUUGGGGGUAUACUCACUUUAAGAACCCUGAGUGACUGAUAUUUAUUUGAGACUGAUUGUUAUUGCAGCAGAUGCCUUCCAGAUAUAAGAAAUUAUAAGGAGUGAAUUCUUGGAGGUUUAGUGGCUCAUACUGCACCUACCAUGUAGUGUAUACCUUUGUUAAUGGUGUUGUAUUUGAAUUAAGACAGCAGUUAACUAUUCCAAAGCACUAUGUACUUACUAUUUAUUUGAUUGCAUUAUAAUGACACAACCUUCUGUGGUCGUGAAGUGCGUAUGAGAGUACGUACGUGUUAGGUUAAGGAGAUGUCACAUGGGUCAGGCGGUGCUCUCUCUGUGCUAGCCUGGUAAUGUUGUAUACUUCUUCCUGCCAUUCGGUAAUUAAGCCAACACUCUGCUUUCAGUCCCAAGGUUCCUCAAGAUUCCAUGAUACAAGUAGCCGUUGCGUUUCAGUCCUCUCAGUAGCAUUUCACAAGGCGCUGAAUGUACGACACUAAGGAUGAAAGUAAAGAAGUUUAGUCUUUUCACAAGUUUCAACACUAACAUUUCACAAAGCGUUGAAUGUAUGAAACAAAGGAUGAAAGCAAGGAAGUUUAGUCUUUACUUGCGCUUCAGUCCCCAUGCUAACAUUUCACCUCUUCCCUCCCUCCCCUUCCUCUGAUCUUUCCCUCCCUCUCUUCCUCUCCUCUAAUCUUCCCCUCCCUCCCUGCUCUCUUCCUUCCUCUCCUACCUAUAAUCUUCCCCUACCUCUCUCCCUCUUCUAAUCUUCCCUUCCCUCCCUCCCCAUCCUCUAAUCUUUCCCUCCUCCCACCCCGGCAACGCGACAGGGGUGUCCAAAGGAAGUAUCAAAGGAAAGGCCUUUUACUUGUAGAUGAAAGCAUGUCUUGCAAGUUGGAUGGGAAGAUUUCAGCUUAUUGUUUUAUACAUAUACAGUAGUCGUACGCAGCGCAAAGUACAUAUAAAACUCUUACAUAUGUAUAUCUGUGUGUAUGUGUAUAUGUAUUUAUUUAUUUAUUUUACGUUUUGGGUUAGUGAAAGCUUUUAUAUUUACUUUUCUUGGUGUAGCAGCACGGACUGGCCAUUAAUGUCUAAAUACACGAUAGUGGUUCAUAAACUGUUUCAAGCAGUGGACCUCUUAUAUUAAAACUGCAGCAGUUGAUAUUUUCCCUCCUAUACCAUUGAAGGCGUCCUAUAUUUGUAGCACUGAUCAGCUCUAAACCAUUGAGUGGGAUGUGAAUCUGAUCUGGAUUUGCUCCUGGAAAAAGGAACAGUUGGGGCCAUUACUGAUCAGAACAAUGACAACAUGCACAGCUGUCACCAGAGGCAGCCUGCUGAUGCCCGCCGCUUUGCCCUAACGGAGUGUCAUGCAAGGCAACAAGGGCUACAGCCUACAUUUCCUGAAGACCCCCAUAGGUAUAGCUGUCAUCAAAAGUUGCAUUCUGCUUUAUCGCCAUGAUGAAUCGUGACCAGUUCAGGUUUGGAGGUUUGAACAGUGGUGUGUCAUGAGAAGUGUGAGGUGCCGGUGAGGGUGGAUGGUAGGGGUCCUUCCCACUUAGCCUGCUCGCACUCCUCUCCUCACGAUGCACCUUUGUUCAAACCUUCGAAUGUGAGCUGGUUACAAUUCAUAAAGGUGAUGAAGCAGAACACAACUACAACUACAACUGCACCUCUUAGUUUGGGAACACAAUCCUAUAGGAUUCAGUGCUGUAGAAAAUGGGAAUGGAGAAGGCUUUGGCUACGCACGUUUGGGGGGUUAAAAUAGAUCUAAUACUCAGAUUAGUCUACAAAUUGUUUGUAAUGUAUUGAAGACCGCACUGAGAAACACUGAGCCACAGCAAUAAGAUGAGGGGAGGCAAGGCUCAAAAGACACCAUGUUUUGCACCAGAUUGAAACCACAGCGACAAAAAAAAAAAAAAAAAAAAAGACAAAGCAGUGUUUAUUGAUCAUUAUGUUGGAGUGUUGUAUGCAGUGUUUGGGAAAUAUUGGCCAGUGAUGCAAAUUAAUAUAUAUUUUAUUGUUUUUUUUUCUUUUAUUUUUUUUCUAUAUAUAAAGGCAAAUGGUGCUCAGAAGUAUGUGUGCGUGUGUGUGGAUGUGUGAGUGUGUGUGGGUGGGUGGGUGUGCGCGUAUGUGUGUGUGGCCGGUUAAGAUUUCGUGAUACAAAUAAUACCUAGAUAAAUAAUAAUAAAAUCAGUAAAUAUUUAGUCCAUUCUCUCUAAUAUUUAGCGAUAGAAAGACCAAAUGCAUAAUCAAAUCACAUAUUUACAUACAAAGUGACCUAUUACAUUAUUAUUAUUAUUAUUAUUAUUAUUAUUAUUAUUAUUAUUAUUAUUAUUAUUAUUAUUAUUAUUAUUAUUAUUAUUCCCGUUACACUCCAGAUUGUCGUCCAGUCAGUCAUAAUAAUAGCUGUACCAGAUUUGGUUUAUCAUUGGUUUGCCAUGAAGUAAGGAGGCGUGGCGAGGUCCCUGUAGUAGCCACGCACUUAACCCUUUCACUGCGUUAUGCUACACAUUCACCAAAAGCGACAUAUGAAACCUUAAUAGCACAUCUACAAAAAGGAAUAGGAUGGAAAAGAAUAGACUGAAAUUUGAAUGUUCCUUUUGUCUUUUCUUAGGCGACUGGCACCCCAUUGCGCUUUUUAUUUAUUUAUUUUUUUGUUGCCUUUGACCAGUGCCUCUCACAAAAAAAAAAAAAAAGCGUAAACAAGAAAUAACGUGAUGGAAAAAAAAGAACAAAUUUCUAGGCAGUACAGCGUUUGGAGGUGGGAGAAGAACAAGGAAAGACGUCUCAGAGUGGUUGGUAGGCGUAAUUAAGGAAAGGUGUGUCAGAUAGCAGUGAAGGGGUUAAUAUCCAGUCUUUCCGCGAGGAGGAGGUAGUGAGGAGUGUUACCAAUAGGAGGCUUACUACUGUUGAUACCGUCUUGUUGUUAGAGUGUGUGUGUUUGUUGAUGUUACUACUACUACUACUACUACUACUACUACUACUACUACUACUACUACUACUACUAUAAUUGCUUUUGUAGUAAUGACCCGGAAGCGGCGCGGAGCUUAGAAAAGAACCGAAUGUCAUCCUAUUUUUAUUGCUACGAUUUGACAGGGUUGGGAAUGCCUGCCCCCCCCUCCCCAACCCCCCCGCCUCUCUCUCUCUCUCUCUCUCUCUCUCUCUCUCUCUCUCUCUCUCUCUCUCUCUCUCUCUCUCUCUCUCUCUCUCUCUGUCCCGGCCCUUCCCGUCCAAUAGGUCCUCGUGCCUUGCUUGCUUGUCAUGGUGGUGCGUGCGUGCGUGCGUGCGCGGACCGUCAUGUUGUAAGGUGCUCACGGCGCUACGGUGUGUGUGUAUGUGUGUGUGUUUUGUUCGUUGGUUGGUUAUUUUCCUGCUUGUGUGUGUGUGUGUGUGUGUGUGUGUGUGUGUGUGAGUGUGAGUGUGUAUGUGUGUAAAGGUGCCAGAUUAUGAGAGCCAAAUAAAAAAAAAAGUAAAAGAAUAGUAAUAAUAAUAAUAAUGUUCAUCUGUUCGACACUUGAUAUACCACAUCUAAUUAUUGUCUUUUUAUAUAGUAAAAAAUAAUAAAUAGAAUUAAAAGUG
Scylla paramamosain (green mud crab) is the source of this 5401-nucleotide messenger RNA. RefSeq names its product ABC transporter F family member 4-like. NCBI's taxonomy places the organism in Eukaryota, Metazoa, Arthropoda, Malacostraca, Decapoda, Portunidae. The transcript has 6 exons. The coding region runs from base 156 to 1661 and encodes 501 amino acids. The record is from RefSeq and is a predicted model, not a curated record.